CGCUCUGCCUAAACGACUCGUCGUCGCUCUGGGUGUUUCUUUGAUGGGACAGCAUUCGGUUCAGCGAACCGCCGUGAUCGCAACCGUCUCCUUCUUCUUCUUCCUCGGACUCCUUGCCGUUUUAGCAGGUUUGGAUGGUACCGGAACCCUGGUGUCCUUGUCGCUGGGUUUCGACAAAGGGACCAACAACACGCUCCCUAGUCCGCAUCGCAAACUUCUUCGUCGUGCGACUGAAAUGGUGGAACCGAACCGAAUAUGGGGUGACAAAUGCAGCAAAUCUGAUAUUGUGAUCAACCAGGGUCCUACGGCCCCACUCCCAAGUGGCAUUCCCACCUACACUGUUGAGAUCAUGAAUAUGUGCGUAAGUGGAUGCGACAUCUCUGGUAUUCACCUCAGAUGCGGCUGGUUCAGCUCUGCACGCCUCAUCAACCCCAAGGUCUUCAAGCGCCUUCGUUACAACGAUUGCCUCGUCAAUGAUGGCAGACCCUUAAUCAAUGGCGGUACAAUUUCCUUUCAGUAUGCCAACACCUUCCUCUACCCUCUCUCCGUGUCCUCUGUAGUCUGUGUCUGACCCCUUUACAUGGUAC
Messenger RNA from Abrus precatorius (Indian licorice), 587 nucleotides. Its product is annotated as protein TAPETUM DETERMINANT 1-like. The transcript is spliced from 3 exons. Lineage: Eukaryota; Viridiplantae; Streptophyta; Magnoliopsida; Fabales; Fabaceae. Gene Ontology annotation, biological process: cell fate determination. Bases 44 to 571 code for a protein of 175 amino acids. The record is from RefSeq and is a predicted model, not a curated record.